Molecule: messenger RNA, 2302 nt
Organism: Cladophialophora immunda
Lineage: Eukaryota; Fungi; Ascomycota; Eurotiomycetes; Chaetothyriales; Herpotrichiellaceae
Exons: 2
Coding region: 441-2270 (609 amino acids)
Molecular function (GO): NADP binding; flavin adenine dinucleotide binding; N,N-dimethylaniline monooxygenase activity
Source: RefSeq, a predicted model, not a curated record
CCCCUUUGUCGCGUCUUGGUAUCCUUCUUAUGCUGCGCCGUCUCAUGACUUAGGAGACGUGGUUCUCACCGAGGGUACGUACGUUGUGGCUCAGAAGGAAAUUGCUGCUAGCCAGUCUGUCAUCUUGCACAAUGCCUCGAGGCUCAGCUAUCAGGUACAUGGCGUCCUUCCCGCCGAGUCUCAGCGCGUUAUCUCAAAGCGCAGCCUCGGCUCUCCAACAAUGCGGAGAAUAGCGGCCAAUAGUCCUAUGCCUCUCCGCAUUCUCGACUUCGACCUCUCGCCAGAUGUGGGAAUUUCGUCAGGACAAGGGAUCCGGUUUUCGGAUCCGAUUGACUCGUUUCUCAUUUGUGCAUGCAUAUAUAAACACAGGCUGCUGUGAAGAUCCCUGAUUGCGGAUGUGUUGACCAACUUCACGACCAGUGCUUCUUCAAAUCACCAACAUGGCUCCGGUGGCUACUACCAAUGGCUAUGGGGGGAUGUAUCUCCCCGACGACCCUGACAGGGCAGGGCUUGCUCAAAGGGAACAAAAGCGCCCGCUGUUGAACAACCCAUCGCCCGAUGACGUUGAGAUUCUGGAGCAGCUGUACGGGUCGCGCAAGAAAAUGCGCAUAGCCGUCUUGGGAGCAGGCAUGUCUGGUCUGAACUUCUUCAAGACCGCGGAAGAGAGACUCAAGAAUGUCGAGAUCAUCUGCUACGAGAAGAACGAUGACGUCGGCGGAACUUGGUACGAGAACCGCUAUCCAGGCUGUGCUUGCGACAUCCCUAGCGUGGUGUACCAGUUCCCCUGGAAACCUUCACCAUGGUCCAGGUACUAUUCCUACUCGCCUGAAAUUUGGGAUUACAUCAAAAAGGUCGAGCAGGAGAAUAAUUUUAUCGAGAAGUACGUCAAGUUGCGACACCGAAUUGUGGCUCUUUCUUGGGACGAGGGUACCGCCCAGUGGAGCAUCAAGGUGCAGGACCUUAGUACCGGACGUGAAUUCGAGGACCAUGCAGAUAUGAUUAUCGAUGGGGGCGGCGUUCUGAAUAAGUGGAAGUGGCCCGACAUUCCCGGCCUGCACGAUUUCAAGGGUACCCUCCUCCAUUCGGCGCAAUGGAACCAGAACACAGAUCUUAAGGGUAAACGGGUCGCGCUGGUUGGCGCCGGAAGCAGCGCCGUUCAGAUCCUACCGAAUAUCUACGACAAAGUCGACAAGGUGUACACGUGGAUUCGGAACAAGAUCUGGAUCACUGCGGGUUUUGCUCAAGCAUUCGCAGGCAAAGACGGAGCCAAUUUCAUCUACAACGAGGAACAACGAAAGUUGUUUGACGACCCCGACGAGUAUCUCGCAUACUGCAAAAUGAUCGAAGGGGAACUCAAUCAACGCUUCGGUUUCAUCAUCAACGGUUCCGAGGCCCAGAAUGCCGCACGCGAGUACUCCGAGAACGAGAUGAGGACGCUGCUGAAAGACCGUCCGGACUUACUCGAGAAGAUCAUGCCGACCGAUUUCUACGUCGGAUGUCGUCGUCCCACUCCCGGAAACGGGUACCUGGAAUCCCUCACGGGCGAGAAGACCACGGCGUUUGCCUCGCAGCUACAAAAGAUCACGGAGAAGGGCUUCAUCGACCCGGACGGCCAAGAAAGAGAAGUCGACGUGAUAAUCUGCGCCACGGGCUUCGACACGUCUUACAAGCCUCGCUUCCCCCUGGGCGUGAACGGGGUCUCCAAGAACGAAGAAUGGAAAGACCACCCCCACGUUCCUUCCUACCUGAGUCUCGGAUUGGCCGAGGUGCCCAACUACUUCGUCUACGGAGGCGCCUAUUGUCCCUCGGCGCACGGCAGUUUCUUCCCCCUGAUCGAAGGGUACUGCAACUAUACAAUCCAGGUGAUUGAGAAGAUGCAGGUGGAGAACAUCAGGAGCGUGAGGCCCAAGGCGAAGGUUGUGGAUCAAUUCCUGCGGCAUGCAGACUCGUUCUUGAAGAGGACGGCAUGGACAGGGCCCUGCUCAAGCUGGUUCAAGGGCGGCAAAGUCGACGGCAAGCCCGCCGUCUACCCGGGCUCGCGCCUGCACUUCCUGCGCCUGCUCGAGAAGCCGCGCUUCGAGGACUACGAGAUCGAGUACGACGACCCGGACAACAUGUUUGGCUUCUUCGGCAACGGCUUCCACGUCUGCGAGAGGGACGGCAGCGACAUCACCUGGUACAUGGGCAAGCCGGGGCGGGAGGUGGACGCGGAGAAGAUCAAGAAGAUCAUGGACGGCACUAAGGGGAUUGAGAUGAAGAGGCCGUCAUGAUCGGUCGGUCGGUCGGUCGGUCGGUCGGUCGG